AUUAAUCAAUAAAAAAAAAUUCGCAACCUUUUAAUUGCAAUAUAUUUUUGGCAUCACAUCUUUUUUUUUAAUUUUGUCUUGAUUAAUUUCUAAAUUCAGUCUUUUUUAAUGAUCAUUAAAAUGAAUACGAUUAUAAAUACCGCCACCAUAAUCAUCAUGAUGAUGAAUAAAUGGGGUCAGUUUAAUUAUGUUUUCAAAAUAAAAAAAAAUCGCAUUUGGCUCAAUAAAAAUCUCAUUUCCCUUUCGUCGCGAAUGGCUCACUUUCACUUGACCAUUCCAUUUUAUUUUAUUCUGAUGAUGAUAAGAAAAGUCUGUAAUUGAACACCUAAUAAAAUGAAGAAAAAAGUCUUUUUUUUCGCAUCAAUCACGAAAACAACAAUUAUUUUCAAUACGAAAAAAAAGAGACGACGUAUCAAACAAACAAGUUGUGGAUUUUCAUCGAAAUUAUUGGAUCGUGAAAAGAAAAACAGACAGACACGCACGAGAUCUCUCUCUCUCUUUUUGUUGUGAAUCACUUUCUCUUUGAUAAUUUUUUCUCACAUUAAAAUAAUGUCAUAGCAUUUCGUGUUUGAUUUCAUUUGAGCCAUUUUUAUCGUCAUCUUCAUCGUCUUUGUUGUUGUUGUUGUUGUUGAUAUCUGUUCAUCGUCAUCAUCAAUAAUAAGCCAAAUUAUUUAACCAGAUGAUGAUGAUGAUGAUGAAAUGACCGAAAAUCAUCCUUUUUUGUUAUAAAAGGAUAGUAAAUACAAUAAUUUGAAAAAAAUCGACCCAUAUGAUGAUGAAUCGCCAUCGUACAUUGACCAAUAGUUUUCAUGAACAAUUGGAUAAUAUAAAAUCGACUAGCCUACCACAAAUGAAACAGUUUAUACAAAAAAGAAUAGCUAAAUGUAAAAUUCCAACAAUUAAUCGUAUGAUGAAACGAUCAUUGAUGACCGGUGGUUAUUCAUCAUCGAAAACUCUUACCAAACAUUCCGAAAGUGAUUAUGAAUUUGGUUGGGGUUCCGAUUUUGAUGACGAUGAUAAUGAUGAUGAUUUUGACGAUGAAAUUGUGGAUGAUGAAGGAGUGUAUGAAAUCGAAAAAUUAACAAAUUCGAAUCAGGAUGAUUUACAAUUCAAUGAACAAAAUGACAAAGAAAUGUUCAAAACAUCACCCAUUUCAAGACAUACAAGACGACCAAUUUCGGAUCCUCCACCACCACCAUUACCAAAAUGCCCACCUCCAGAUUUAUUGGAAGAGGCCAUACUAUUGAAUUCAGCUACAAGUUCAAAAGAUAAUUUCUAUGAAACAUUAUCGGCAAAGAUGGACAAUUGUUCACAAAUCAUUGACAAUAGUGAUUAUCUAAUGCCAAACAUUCCAUUAAGAUCAAGUGAUAAGAUUAAACCUGGUUUUCGUUCUAGUCCAAAUAUUACAUCGGUGACAGAUCGUCCAUUACCACCGAUACCGAGAUAUCAAUACAUUCAAAAUGAUGAUAUAUUUAAAAAUCAUCCAUGGUUUCUGGAUAUUGAACGUGAUGAAUCAGAAAUCCUAUUACGUAGAUGUAAUAUUAAUGGUGGAUUUCUGGUACGAAAAAGUAAACGUGCCGGCAUUUGUAUGCCAUACACAUUGACAUUAUAUUUUAAUCAUCGUAUAUUUCAUUUAAAUAUUCGUAUACGGCCUGAUCAACAAUUCGCAUUAGGAACUGAAAAACUAAAAGAAAAGACAUUUCGAACGAUAGCCGAUUUAAUUGAACAUCAUUAUCAUGAGCCAAUUUAUUUAACAUCAAGAGGAAUGAUUGCUGGCAAAACUACAUUGAUCUCGAUGCCAUUUGGUUACCAAUAACAUACGCUAUAAUACACUAUACAUUCAUCGUUUCCGCUGUACAUGCAUGCAUGUAAUUAUGAUCAUGGACGACGAAAUGAUAAAAUUUCAUUUGACAAUUGUAUAUCAUCAUCAUCAUGAGCAUUAAUGACGACAAUUUAUAUUCACAUUUGCUAUAUAUUCAAUUUCCUUUUUAAAAAAAUAUAUACUAAGCAACAACAAAGUUUAGUACAUCCAACCCAAUUUGUUGCAGUGCAUUAUUUAAUAAUCCCAUCAUAAUUAAAGAUGUGAACAAAUAUUCGAAGAAA
Dermatophagoides farinae (American house dust mite) is the source of this 2103-nucleotide messenger RNA. RefSeq lists its product as uncharacterized. Lineage: Eukaryota; Metazoa; Arthropoda; Arachnida; Sarcoptiformes; Pyroglyphidae. The record is from RefSeq and is a predicted model, not a curated record. Gene Ontology annotation, biological process: intracellular signal transduction; cell surface receptor protein tyrosine kinase signaling pathway.